GCGGUCAGUGUGUCUUUGCGUGCGCGCUCCCGCGACGUGCUGCGGCCAGAGGUGGCAAGAUGGCGUUGGCCUAUCUGAGCCAUCAGCAGAGGGUGCUCCGCCUGUACAAGAAGUCCCUGCGGCACCUGGAGUCCUGGUGCAUCUUCAGGGACCGAUACAGAUUCUUUGCUUGCCUCCUGAGAGCCCGUUUUGAUGACCAAAAAGAUGAAAAGGAUAUGGUCAAGGCAACUAUGCUGUUGAAGGCUGGUGAGGAAGAGUUCUGGUCUAUGCAGCAUACUCAGCCCUACAUUUUCCCAGACUCCCCUGGGGGAACAUCUUAUGAGAGAUACGACUGCUACAAGGUUCCGGAGUGGUGUUUGGAUCACUGGCAUCCAUCUGAGAAGGCCAUGUACCCGGACUACUUUUCUAAGAGAGAGCAGUGGAAGAAGCUUCGAGAGGAGAGCUGGGAACGAGAGGUGAAACAACUAAUGAGCGAAACUCCGGCUGCUGGUCCUAGAACUGAAUUGUUGCCACCUGCCCGUAAAGAAGGGGACUUGCCUCCUCUCUGGUGGCAGUACGUGACAAGGCCACGAGAGCGCCCCACAUAAAUGAUUGCUUCCGUGAAUCAGACCUUGCUGCCUAAAUAGGCGUCUGACAAGAUAAACUAUGAGAAUAUUAAAUAUUACGUACUGUACAAUAAA
This is a messenger RNA of Pelobates fuscus (common spadefoot toad), 680 nucleotides long. RefSeq names its product NADH:ubiquinone oxidoreductase subunit B9 (gene NDUFB9). The coding region runs from base 60 to 587 and encodes 175 amino acids. The record is from RefSeq and is a predicted model, not a curated record. The transcript is spliced from 4 exons. Gene Ontology annotation, biological process: mitochondrial electron transport, NADH to ubiquinone. Lineage: Eukaryota; Metazoa; Chordata; Amphibia; Anura; Pelobatidae.